AUGGGUUUUUUCAAGGACUUGUUGUCACGCUAUCUCCUCCGCAUGCCGGCGCCUUCUCUGCAACCUGCUCGCCGGGACAGCACCAGCGAAGCGUUUCCAUGCUGCUGUGCUGCCGCAGCGGCCAGCGCCGACACCCCAGCCUCGUAUGCCGGCGCCGAGGACGAGGAGGAGGAGGAGUGGGAGGAGUGGGAUCGCAUGCUGCUGCUCCCCCCGAACCACCCCCAUACCAUCCGGGUGCAGCGCAUCGCCUCCCACCUCAUCGCCGCCGCGUGCGACGACACGAACUACGGGCCGCGGAGGCUCUCGGCGAGGAUCCGGCGCCCCUUCUACGGUAUCCACUGGACCGUCUUCGUGGCCGACGCGGAGGGGUACGUCAACGGGUCCAGCACCGCGACAGGCGACAUCGUGGUCUCCACGGGGCUCCUCUGGUGGCUGCGCCAGGACGAAGCCGUCGCCGCGGUGCUCGGGCAUGAGGUCGGGCACGUGAUCGCGAGGCACGUCGAGAAGACGAAGAGGAACUGGUUCCUGGCGGGCCUCCUCGCCAACUUCGCCGGGGAGCUGCUGUUGCCGCUCGACGACGCGGCGCCGGGCGACGGGGCGGCGGCGCGGAGCGCGUGGCGGUCCCUCCUCAUGCGGCCGUGCUACCGCAGCCAGGAGUACGAGGCGGAUCGCCUGGGGCUCCUCCUGCUCGCCGCCGCGGGGUACGACCCGCGCGCGGGCCCGGCGAUGUACAGGAAGCUCGGAGAGAUAUGCGGGGACGCGGCGCCGGACGACGUGCGAGCGACGCAUCCCCCAUGCGCAAAGAGAGCCGAGCGCCUGUCGGAGGCCAUGGUCAUGAACCGGGCGCUGGAGCUGCACAGAGAAAAGGCAGCUCUGUCCGGCAAGGGCACCGCAGCUUGA
This is a messenger RNA of Panicum virgatum (switchgrass), 900 nucleotides long. RefSeq names its product metalloendopeptidase OMA1, mitochondrial-like. Gene Ontology annotation, cellular component: membrane. Lineage: Eukaryota; Viridiplantae; Streptophyta; Magnoliopsida; Poales; Poaceae. Gene Ontology annotation, molecular function: metalloendopeptidase activity. The record is from RefSeq and is a predicted model, not a curated record. The transcript has a single exon. Bases 1 to 900 code for a protein of 299 amino acids.